Messenger RNA from Ectocarpus sp. CCAP 1310/34, 225 nucleotides. NCBI's taxonomy places the organism in Eukaryota, Phaeophyceae, Ectocarpales, Ectocarpaceae. The record is from the annotation of a GenBank genome assembly.
AUGGCUGGGCUGUUCGACCAAAACCCAUGCACACAAGUUCACGUAAAAGUAUUUACCCUCAAGUGGGAACCUCCUGUGGCCAGGAUGGUAAUUCGAUGGAAGUGUCACAAGGUUCUUUACAGGAUCGACUCCAAGAGGUGCCCUCAGGACUGACACACAUUGUGUCCAUGGGAAAAUGUCCAAGUCAAGAGAACAAGUGUGCACCCAAGGAGAUUCGAACCAGUA